Molecule: messenger RNA, 2546 nt
Organism: Frankliniella occidentalis (western flower thrips)
Lineage: Eukaryota; Metazoa; Arthropoda; Insecta; Thysanoptera; Thripidae
Product: spondin-1-like
Exons: 12
Coding region: 149-2446 (765 amino acids)
Biological process (GO): cell adhesion
Cellular component (GO): extracellular matrix
Molecular function (GO): serine-type endopeptidase inhibitor activity
Source: RefSeq, a predicted model, not a curated record
AGCGCGCAGCGCUCAGUGCUGGGGCUCAGUGUUUGUUACGAGGAAGGUGAGAGCGUGAGCGUAAGCGGGAACCGAGCAAGUCCGCGAGAGCUUGAAACCAGAGUAGCGGCAGUGCAUUAGCGUUAAGUGAUCAUUACGAGGAAUAAGAAUGCGGGUGCCCGGACCGGCGGCGCUGUGGGAGCGGGCGCCGCUGCUAGUGUCGCUGCUGCUGCUGCGGCUGGUGGUGCCGCGGUGCGGGGCGACACCUCGCUGCGGCGCGCCCACCGACAACACCCUCCCCUCCAACAACCGAUUCGCCGUCCUGCUGAGCGGCGGGCCCACGACCUACGUACCGUCGCAGACCUACCGAGUGUCCGUGGAGGGCCGUCGUGGAGCCAACGACGCGCCCCACAAGUUCAUCGGCUUUGUGCUGACGGUGGAGGGCGAGGACGACGGCCUGGGCCGUAAGCGGGAGGUGGGCCGCUUCACGCUGUACCCGGACGCGCUGGCCAAGUUCGACGAGCGCUGCGGCAACACGGUGACGCACGCCAACCUGCUGCCCACCGCGGAGGUCUACAUCAACUGGACGGCGCCGCCCGAGGGCUCCGGCUGCGUCCUGUUCCGCGGCGCCGUGCAGGAGAGCGCGCACACCUGGUACGCGGACGGCGAGCUGACGCAGCGCGUGUGCGAGGACACGCAGGAGAACAUGGACGAGCAGCGGCCCAUCCUCGAGACGUGCGGUGCCUGCGACGAGGCCAAGUACGAGGUCACCUUCGAGGGGCUCUGGUCCCGGCACACGCACCCGAAGGACUUCCCCGCCGACUCGUGGGUCACGCGCUUCAGCGACGUCAUCGGCGCCUCUCACGACGUGGAGUACCGCUUCUGGGAGUACAACGGGAUGGCCAGCGAGGGCCUGAAGCAGGUGGCGGAGCGCGGCACGACCCGCGCCCUGGAGACGGAGCUCAAGGCCGAGAGCGACCACAUCCGCACCAUCAUCAAGGCCAGGGGCAUCAGCUACCCCAACGUGACGGGCAAGACGUUCGCCGUGUUCCGAGUCGACCAGAAGAACCACCUCAUGUCGCUGGUAUCCAUGAUCGAUCCUUCGCCCGACUGGAUCGUGGGUGUCAGUGGGCUAGAGCUGUGUCUCCCCAACAACAGCUGGGUUGACCACGCGAAGAUCAACCUCUAUCCUUUCGAUGUGGGCACGGAUAGCGGCCUGACGUACAUCGCGCCGGACCAGCCCACCAUCCCGCAGGAGCCCAUCCGCAAGAUGUCCUCGUCGUUCCCCAACACGGACGCCUCGCCCUUCUUCGACUCGACGGGCGAGCCGAUGCGGCCCAUGGCGCAGCUGUCGAUCGUGCGCCAGCGGCUGUACGAGAAGAGCUGUGACGACCAGGGCCGGUUCGGCGUAGAGGGCGAGGACCACGACAGCGUCAAUCGCGAGGACUGCGAGGUGGGCGAGUGGGGGCCGUGGCCCGAGUGCCCCGUGACCUGCGGCCGCGGCAUGCGCCACCGCCAGCGCUUCUACCUCAAGCCGGACGCCACGGAGCGCGGCUGCAAGCGGCUCGUCACCCUCCGCCAGCAGUGCUACUCCAGCCGGCUCAAGCAGUGCCCCGACCUGGGCGGCUACGGGAACGCCGAGGACGACCCCGAGUGCGAGCUGACGCCCUGGACGUCGUGGUCCUCCUGCUCGUCGACCUGCGGCCAGGGCACGCGCACGCGCUCGCGCCGCUUCAAGCACCGCGCGGGCAAGCGCUGCGCCGUGGCCAAGAACCCGCCGCACCUGCAGCAGAACGAGCCGUGCCUCGAGGAAGACGGCGCCGACUGCGGCGGCGCGGACACGGCGGAGCCCGGCGGUGGCUGCCUGCUGUCCGAGUGGAGCCAGUGGUCCGUGUGCUCGGCGUCGUGCGGCCGCGGGGAGCAGCACCGCGAGCGCGUCGUCAUGUCCAACACGGAGGACGACGCGGGGCCGUGCGCCAACGCCAGGAUGCAGGAGCGCGUCUUCUGCGUUGCCGAGACUCCCUCCUGCCACCUCAGCCCCGAGCAGGCCAGAGAGGUGUGUCGCUUGUCCGCGGACCCCGGCCCUUGCCGCGGCCACCUGCAGCGCUGGUUCUACCACGCCGAGUCGCAGGUCUGCCACGCGUUCGAGUACGGAGGCUGUCGCGGCAACAAGAACAACUUCGCCACGCUGGCCGAAUGCGAACGCCUCUGCGCCGCCAACCGAGGGGACAAGCCGCUGCUCGCAGACCGCCAGGAGGCGCUGGAGAAGUACGGCGUGAGGCUGUCGGGCGCCAUCACGUACAGCGCCCCCAUCGGGAAGGACGCCCUCUCCUUCAACAAGGCCCAGCGGCAGCACAACGCACACCAGCACCACCACCAUCACCACCACGGCAGCAAGCACCACGUCGCUGCGCACAGCACCACCACGACAGCGCCCACUCCUGGUGCAUACCAUGAAGCAGUUUAGAAAGAUAGUGAAAAGCGCUAAUUUGGAUAUGAUUUUUAUCGUAGUUCAUCUCAUAUUAUUUUUUUCGUUUUAAUUGUUUUAGAAAAACGUGACCACACGC